AUGGAGGAGGUCCUUAUGGCCAACUGCCUGCCUCUUUUCCACGGCUACGUCCGCGCCCGGGUCUCCCUGGAGAAGGAGUACGCAGUGUUCACAAGCACACUUGAUACAUUUCGGGAGAUUGGGCACCACGGGGAGGACGUACACCUUACAAGGGAGAAAUGUGAGUUCCGAGCACCCCAAGUGACCUACUUGUGUUACAGAGUCGACAAAAGCAGUUUAUAUCCAUUGGAAGAGAAAAAUGCCAUCCAGGAAGCCCAAGUGGCUAAUGCAGAUGCCCUGAGCUACUUCCUACUGGCAGAUACUCCACCGGUCGUACCAACCCUGGAAGAAUCCAUUCUGGUUGCAAACUUCCUGGACACCCUUCCAGUCACCGCUGACAAUAUCUGGCUGUGGACACAAAAACAUCCUGUCCUAACAAAAGUGAAACAGCUGGUGCUGGAGGCCUGUCAAGAAGCAGGAGCUGCAGCACUUCGGAAUGCCUCACAAAAACUUUUCGAAAACUACCAAAGGCAGAUGGAUGAACUAAGACAACGACAUGAUGAAGAGAAGCACAAAUUACAGACUUUUGCUGAGGAGCAGGAGCAAAGUUUGAAGAGAAGUGUGGAAAAUUACAAUAACCUGGUGUUGCAACUUCAGCAGAAACAGAACAGAGCCAAAGAACUGGAAAAACUAAUAGAGAGGAUGGAGAAGGAGAAGAAAGAGCUAAUGGAAAAGAAACAGUCAUUGGAAAAAAAGAUGCAUUGGAAGAGGUCUACGUCUAUGGAUGUUCCAGAUGGCUCAUCGAGGUUUCAGGAUCUUCAGCUGGAGGUUUCCACAACACACGAAAAGAUAUUUCAUCUAGACAGUGUUGUCACCCAACAACAUCGAAACCUAUACAGUGUAAUAAAUACGAUUGAAAAUUUGAAAAUGAAGUUGACAAAACAGGAUCAAAUUAUACUCUCUCUGAGGGAACAAGUGGGCAUACUUGAAGCAGAGAACAAAGAACUGAAAUAUAAAGCUGAAGUUUACUCUGACAAGCAAAACACGAAUGCCUCACCAGUAUCCUGUGCCAGUUAUGAAUCGACUCGAAACAAAACCCCGUACCAAAUGUUAAUGAAGUGGAAAAAGGAAAGUGCCUGACCAUGGAUCACCUGGUUCUGUACAGCAGAGUGUUUACCACAGAAGAGCUGUUAAAGAAGAGAGCUUGAUAUCUCUGCACACGGAACUUGCCUUCCAGCUGCCCUGGGACCAAACAAGCACCACAGGAUGAAGAUAAAAAUCAAAUUUGUCUAAAACUGGACGUGACCAAAAAAAAAGGUUUCAGAUCUCCUGAGUCUGUGGUCUUUCAGAUACAUUUCGUGUUAAGAAAUAAAAUGCUGUAGAUGAAAAAAAAGGGAAUGUUGUGGAAAUGAAAUGAAAAUGUUCUAUAAGGUACAGCUCAGAGGAUUAAGGAUGAUACAACUUUUAUUCAAGCAUUGUCAUGAAAACAAGCCUUUUCUGUACUGCAUUGUUUGAAACCUCUUAGCACAUCAUUAUAUGAUUUACUGCUUUCCAGAACACAUUAUUGUGCAGUGCCAGCAGCAGGUAGUUUUAAACAAUGCUGUGUGCCCAUUUUAAUUUUUAAUUCAGGGAACAUGGGCAAAAUUAAACAUUUACAGGGUAAUUUUCUUGUCCCAAAUAAAUCUUUUAUUUAAUUGUU
Molecule: messenger RNA, 1678 nt
Organism: Rhincodon typus (whale shark)
Lineage: Eukaryota; Metazoa; Chordata; Chondrichthyes; Orectolobiformes; Rhincodontidae
Product: coiled-coil domain-containing protein 68
Exons: 10
Coding region: 1-1119 (372 amino acids)
Biological process (GO): intracellular signal transduction
Cellular component (GO): intracellular anatomical structure
Source: RefSeq, a predicted model, not a curated record